This is a messenger RNA of Phanerochaete carnosa HHB-10118-sp, 1804 nucleotides long. RefSeq lists its product as uncharacterized. The record is from RefSeq and is a predicted model, not a curated record. Gene Ontology annotation, cellular component: endoplasmic reticulum membrane. Gene Ontology annotation, biological process: unsaturated fatty acid biosynthetic process. The coding region runs from base 249 to 1595 and encodes 448 amino acids. Gene Ontology annotation, molecular function: stearoyl-CoA 9-desaturase activity; iron ion binding; heme binding. The transcript is spliced from 6 exons. NCBI's taxonomy places the organism in Eukaryota, Fungi, Basidiomycota, Agaricomycetes, Polyporales, Phanerochaetaceae.
AGUGGCGGGGGAUUCUGAGUCUGCAGCGCGUUCAUGGCCGUAGAUCCGCCGCUCGAAUCGAGCAGAUGUGCAAGACUGUGAACAAAAGGCCUAGGGUGGGACAGAGGUUGUCCUCGAGAGACCACGGCCGGCUGCAGCAACUCCGCCGUUGUUUGCACUCUCACUACAAGCCCCGCGUGCAGACAUAUAAACCUCGUCCCCCAGGCUUGUUCCGCUCGCCCGCGCUCUCUGCAGCCUCCCAUCUGCGCAUGACGAUCAGCUUUGGCGGCUGUUGGAUCGCGAUCAAGCCGUCUGAUCGCCGAUCCCAUCAUACCUUCAUCCAGCGCCAGCUCGCCUCGACACCCGUCCGCCCUCCGCUGUCGCCCGCGAACUGGGCGAGCGAAGUCAUCUGGUUCAACGUCUUCGUCGUCAUCACAACGCCGCUCGUCUCGCUCUAUGGUUUGUACACGACCCCCUUUGUCACGCGGACAGCCGCACUAUGUGUGCUAUAUUAUCUCUUCAACAUGAUAGGGAUCACAGCAGGGUACCACAGGCUUUGGUCACACAGAGCCUACAACGCUUGCACGUUGCUGCAACUUUUCUACGCGCUCGCGGGAGCCGGCGCGGUGCAAGGCUCAAUCCUUUGGUGGGCCCGCCACCACCGCGCGCACCAUCGCUACACAGACACCGACCUCGACCCGUACGGUGCCCACCAUGGCCUGUGGUGGUCGCACCUCGGCUGGAUGCUCACGAAGCCGCGCAUCCGGCCUGGCCCCGCAGACACGAGCGACCUAAAGCAAAGUUGUGUGGUAGUUUGGCAGCACAAGCUUUUCUUCCCGCUCGCCCUGGCGUUUGGUCUCGUGAUCCCGACCGUGGUCCCCGGGCUGUUCUGGGACGACUGGUGGGGCGGCUUCUACUUCGCCGGCUUUCUGCGACUGACCCUAGUACACCAUUCUGUCUUCAGCGUCAACUCCCUAGCGCACUGGCUUGGUUCGACGACCUUCGACGACAAGCUGAGCCCGCGGGACCACUUCUUCACCGCGAUAGUGACACUCGGCGAGGGCUACCACAACUUCCACCAUCAGUUCCCCAUGGACUACCGCAAUGCCGCGAAAUGGUACCAAUGGGACCCGACGAAGUGGUUCAUCGCAGGUUGCGCAAGGCUGGGGCUGGCAAGCCACUUGCGCGUCUUCCCAGAAAUGGAACUCAAAAAGUGCGAGCUGACGAUGAAGCUAAAGGGGCUCAAGCGCGAGCAGGACGCCUUGACAUCGCCAAUGGAAUCAGCCAAACUACCGAUUAUAGACUGGGAGACUUACCAACAGGAGUCGAGGGAGAGGGCACUCGUGCUUGUUGCUGGUUUCAUUCAUGAGGUCGGCCCGUUCCUCGAUGACCACCCGGGAGGCCGAAAGCUCCUUGAGGCGCACAUCGGACGGGACGGGACAACGGCGUUUUUCGGUGGAGUGUACGAUCACUCAAACGCUGCGCACAACUUGCUGGCCACGAUGCGUGUCGGUGCGCUUCACGGGGGGCUCGAGCAAAUCAGCGAGCGUGCCAUACCUCCAUGGCAAAGGCUCCAGGUGCUCUCCGUCGGCGAGCAGCGCCUCCGCCACGACUGACGGUGUGGGUGGCGCAUGCUCCGUCAGCCGGGUCCAGACUUUUCGGACUUAGGGGGUGCUCGUGGCGGAGGACUUUGCUGUAACGCCGAAUAUCUGAUUCAUGCUAACAUGAGCUAUGCAAGCAUGCAGUGGUUAAUCUCCCGAAUUGCUGGCGCCAAAGAUCGGUCUGUAUCGGCCUCUAGUUAGGAGACGUUUCAAAUUAAUUUCAG